Messenger RNA from Acaulospora morrowiae, 210 nucleotides. NCBI's taxonomy places the organism in Eukaryota, Fungi, Glomeromycota, Glomeromycetes, Diversisporales, Acaulosporaceae. The record is from the annotation of a GenBank genome assembly.
UACAAUGCAACGUUGGUUUGGUUUAGAGUCGAUAUUGAUGUACCAACAACAUUGUCUGUAUUGACAUUAGUCCUACAAUUGCUUCACCAGUUCGCCACCCGGUUGUUCCUUUCCACUAUCAUCAGGUAUUAUCAUCAGUUUGAAGUCGGUGAUGUGCAUAUUCAUAAAGAUUUUGCGGUGGUUGUUGCAGAGAUAGAGUUCAUGCCCUAA